CGAUCCAUGUUGUUUUUAUGAUAAUUUGGAAAUCCCUAUGUAUAACAAACAAACAUAAUAUUAAAAAUGGAAAAAUGGUUAAUUCAGUCAAUAUGGAUUGCGGUAUUUGGAUUUCUCAAAGAAUUUCGCCCAGAAGAUCCUUAUAUAACACAAUAUUUGUCAAAUCCACCAAUGAAUUUUACAGAUAAAGAAAUAAUGCAAGAAAUAUUUCCAGUAUCAACUUACACUUGUCUUGGUCUUACUGUUAUUAUAUUUUUGGUUACCGAUUAUUUACGUUACAAACCAAUUGUUGUGUUGAAUGCUCUUUCAAACUUCACAGUUCAAAUAAUGUUGAUUUUUUGUCGAACCAAGACUGAGAUGAAGAUAAUGGAAGUAUUUUAUGGCAACAUGAUAGCUUGCGAAGUAGCAUAUUAUACAUACAUUUACUCAAAAGUAGAUAAAAAACAUUAUAAAAUUGUUUCUAGUCACAUGAAAAUGGCAUGUUUACUAGGCCGACUUGUAUCGGCUUUGCUUGCUCAAGUACUAAUUGACUACCAUGUGUUAACAGUACAACAAUUAAAUUAUUUAACACUUGUAGGUGCAGCUACAUCGAUAAUUUGGGCAUUUGGAUUACCUUCAAUUAAAAGUAGUUUAUAUUUUCAUCAAAGUCCUGAACAUACUUAUAUACGAGAUAAUACAGAUGUUAAUGUAUCCAAAUCUAAAACUGUGUGUCAAAGACUAUGGUUCGACUUCAUCACUGCUUUCACCAAUCGCUAUGUUCUUCAGUGGUCCAUUUGGUGGACUUUAGGCACAUGCUUUUAUUAUCAGUUUAUGUCUUAUGCCCAAUCAUUAUGGCAAGAAAUUUAUAAAAAUGGUACUGAUUUACCAGUUACUGAUAAUGGAAUUGUGGAAGCUGCAUAUACAAUCAUAAGUACAUUGGGUGUUUAUUUAAUUGGUAUCAUAACAGUGUCAAGUUGGUGGUUAGUAGGUAUUCUUACUUUAGGACAAGGCAUUUUAUUGUUGAUAAUGGCUCAUGAAAGUUUAUUGUCACAUGCAUAUGUUGGCUAUAUAAUUUUUGGAACAUUCUAUCAUAUUAUGGCUACUGUAGCAAAUUGUGAAGUAGCUAAAAAUAUUCCUGCAGACAGCUAUGCAUUAGUGUUUGGAAUUAACACAUUUUUUACACUCGUAUUACAAACGUGUUUGACUGUGAUUGUUAAUAGUCCAGUAGGAUUUAUGUUAAACAUUAGAACACAAUUUUUAGUAUAUGGUGGAAGUUGUUUGAUAAUUGGAUUUGUAUACACUAUUGGAGCAAUGUGCUCAACAUAUAACAAGAUGAGAGGACACAGCAUUUUUUCAAUAUCAAAAUGAAUAAACUAUUAUUAAUUUAAUAAUAAUUAUGUAAUGAAUA
Messenger RNA from Sipha flava (yellow sugarcane aphid), 1387 nucleotides. Its product is annotated as thiamine transporter 1-like. The record is from RefSeq and is a predicted model, not a curated record. The transcript is spliced from 9 exons. Gene Ontology annotation, biological process: vitamin transport; transmembrane transport. Gene Ontology annotation, molecular function: vitamin transmembrane transporter activity. The coding region runs from base 67 to 1347 and encodes 426 amino acids. Gene Ontology annotation, cellular component: plasma membrane. Lineage: Eukaryota; Metazoa; Arthropoda; Insecta; Hemiptera; Aphididae.